AUGGGUCUCUUUGCUCUUGCUCGUCUCAUCACGUUCGGUGUGACCAUCCUCUUCUCCAUAAUCGUGAUGGGUAUCGCUGCCGACGUGCUCUCUCUCACCGAAGAGUACUACGAUAGCUACUACAUCUUCACGGCAUUGGCCGUCGCCACCGCCGUCCUCUCGCUCCUCUUCAUCACGCCCAUGCUCGUCAUCGAUUUCUUGAGGAAGGGUGCUUUCACCUCGAUGAUCAUCGUCGAGGUCGGCGUGUUGAGCUUCCUCUGGAUCCUCUGGCUCGCGACGGCAGCAUAUGCUGCCUGGACCGAUAGUCAGGUAUUCGCGGGCUAUUCAUGUGGCGACUUCACUCCUAUCGUCAGCCAGGCAUGUAAUGAAUUCAAAGCUGUGGAGGCAUUCGGUUUCCUAACCUGGAUCCUCCUCAUGGGCUAUUCCGUCACCCUCAUCGUCUUCGCCUUCAUCGGCCACUCGCGCGGUAACCGCACCUGGACAUCCACCCUCUCCGACGCCUCCUUCCUGUCAUAUGGUGCAGGUACAGGUCCCGCGGGCACGAAAGAGGCACCUGGCGGCCAACAUGUGUACCCGCCUUAUAACCCUAAUGCUCCCGCUGGCACCCCUUAUAGCUCCGUGCCGCAGGGUUCACCUGGGCCCCAUAAUGCGCAGAUGAGCGUGGCGCAUCCGGGGACACCGCAGGUUUGA
Molecule: messenger RNA, 690 nt
Organism: Stereum hirsutum FP-91666 SS1
Lineage: Eukaryota; Fungi; Basidiomycota; Agaricomycetes; Russulales; Stereaceae
Exons: 6
Coding region: 1-690 (229 amino acids)
Cellular component (GO): membrane
Source: RefSeq, a predicted model, not a curated record